AUGUUUGCCGACAUACAAAAGACUCCAACACCAGAUGAAAAUAUUCAGCAUAGAAUGAAAGUACUGAAAGAAAAUGUACGCAAAUACAACAACCCUUUUUACUUACGAGCAUAUAACGUUCAAUCUUCGGAUGAACUCGGUGAAAAUAAAAGGUUAAAUUUCAAGAAAACAUAUAGAAAUGAAACAUUGUUUAAAGUUCAUUCAGAACCUAACCAAGAUGGAAACAAACCUACUUUUGUUUCUGCAGACGAUGGAACUACAAUGAGAUGGGGUCAUAAAGCUAAUCCGGAUAGGUGGUUCAUAAACUUACAACCACAAUUCCAAGAAGUUGUAGACGCAAUGGAAGUGAAUGGUGAACCAGAUAUAGCUGGUAUUUUCAGCGCGGCUUUAAUGCCAUUGAAAGAUAUGAAAGAUGCAGAUAUUUUGAACCAGUAUGAAAUGAACAUGGCUGAUGGAAAUAUAACACCUGACGUUCUAGAACAUUUAUCUCAAAGAACUACACAGAACCAUAGAGAUGGUAUAUUUGGUGAAGAGUUUAGAAAGAAAGUUAGGGAGAGCGAAGGAAGAGAACCUAUUGUACAUGACCUUGCAAACGAAAGUUUACAAAAUGUCAUAAAAACUUACUUUUCAGACAAUGAACCGAGAAGGGAUGAAUAUUUAAGAAAACUCAAAUGGACAGUACCAAAUGAAAUGUUAGUAUUGAAAAACAUGUUCCUUGACAAAAUAAAACCAACUACAGAAAUAAACGACGCAAGACUGAAAGAUUGGGUAAAAGCUUUCCCAUUCACAAAAGAUAUUGUUGGUAACAUGGAAAGAAAACCAGAAUGGCUACAAAAACAUAUAUUUGGAAACGAGCAUAUUCCAUAUGGACAGGCACUGUUUGAAGAGCUUGAACCGGAAACUCAGGAAAGAGUCAUGCAAACAAUACGCGAAGACUCAAAUACAAACUAUGACAAAAUCUUUCUAGGAUAUAGGUUACCUGAGAUGGGCGACCAGAGCCCAAAGGCAAAAAGGGCAUGGAAAAUUUGCAACAUACUAGAUGAACAUAAUGCAAAGAUGCAACAACUUGAAGCAGAGGGCAAUGAAGGAAAAAGAAGAGUUAAAAACUCAGUCAGGAAGAAAGUAAAGCUUGGUCGGAGUGGGUUCUAUUAUGACAUAUAA
Messenger RNA from Trichomonas vaginalis G3, 1161 nucleotides. RefSeq names its product protein of unknown function, DUF4106 family. The coding region runs from base 1 to 1161 and encodes 386 amino acids. The transcript has a single exon. The record is from RefSeq and is a predicted model, not a curated record. NCBI's taxonomy places the organism in Eukaryota, Parabasalia, Trichomonadida, Trichomonadidae.